Molecule: messenger RNA, 1916 nt
Organism: Anastrepha obliqua
Lineage: Eukaryota; Metazoa; Arthropoda; Insecta; Diptera; Tephritidae
Gene: Task7
Product: two pore potassium channel protein sup-9
Exons: 4
Coding region: 225-1265 (346 amino acids)
Biological process (GO): potassium ion transmembrane transport; stabilization of membrane potential
Cellular component (GO): membrane
Molecular function (GO): potassium ion leak channel activity
Source: RefSeq, a predicted model, not a curated record
ACUAAUCAGGCAUAGAUAAAACUAUUGAUUUUAAGCCCAGCAAAUGUUUAUUAUAUUUGUAAUUGCUUAAAAUAAAUUAGUUGUCGAAGAAAGCUAGAAAAUUGACAAUGGUGUGAAUAAAACCAAGUCGAACAUAAGAAAUUUAGAAUAUUAUUGAAGUGCUGAUAUAACAUUAAAGUCAAAUCCCGCCUUGAAUAUCGCAAUCAGUAAGCUUUUGCAUUAGUAUGAAGCGUCAGAACGUUCGCACCCUAUCGUUGGUCGUCUGUACAUUCACUUAUUUGCUCAUUGGUGCGGCAGUCUUCGACUCCCUCGAGUCGCGGACCGAGGCGAAGCGUUGGGAAUUCUUGCAAGCGGUGAAGAACAAUUUUGUUAAAAAGUACAAUGUCACCGCCGAAGACUACCGCAUGAUGGAAAUAGUGAUUAUCGAGAACAAACCACACAAAGCGGGGCCGCAGUGGAAGUUUGCUGGAGCAUUUUAUUUUGCCACUGUGGUUCUGGCUAUGAUCGGCUAUGGUCAUUCAACACCAGUAACGAUUGGCGGCAAAGCCUUUUGUAUGGCAUACGCAAUGGUGGGUAUUCCACUGGGCCUGGUCAUGUUCCAGUCGAUCGGUGAACGUCUGAAUAAAUUCGCGUCAGUAAUAAUACGUCGCGCGAAACGUUAUAUGCAUUGCAGCCAAACCGAGGCAACAGAAAUGAAUCUUAUGUUGGCAACGGGCAUGCUAUCAUCCAUCAUUAUAACCACUGGCGCAGCAGUCUUUUCACGCUACGAGGGCUGGAGUUAUUUCGACAGUUUCUAUUACUGCUUUGUGACGCUCACAACCAUCGGCUUCGGUGACUAUGUGGCGUUGCAAAACGAUCAGGCGCUGAUCAAUAAACCCGGCUAUGUGGCGCUCAGUUUGGUGUUUAUACUAUUUGGGCUGGCGGUAGUUGCCGCCAGUAUCAAUCUGCUAGUACUGCGCUUCAUGACAAUGCAAGCCGAAGACGCCAAGCGUAACGAACAGGAUGCUCAACAAGCCGCAGCCGCAGCUGCUGCGCUCUCCAAUCAACAACUCGCGUAUGAUGUCGAGUCUAGUAAUUUCAAUAUGCACGGCAAAUUGUUGGCUAACUCAAAUUAUACGACAGAGUACGACGAAACCGUAUCAAUCUGUUCAUGCACAUGCCUCGGCGGAACAAGGUGCCUCAAUCAUGAGACGUUCGCCGAUCCUGAUUUUCGGCCAACUGAUAUCAUUGAGAGUACUUUGAGUCUGAAGCGUGCGUCGGUUUGAUAUAUGUGUACUCCCAUGGUGUUGGAAAAGAAGUGUUGCUGUGAUUGCCUGAAAACAUUGUAAAGCACAAUUUACCCGGACAAGUAAGGUGUUCGUACGCGCAUACAUACAAACAUAGUGGCGUACGUACAUAUUCAUGGAUAAGUGCAUUCCUUGUACUUCCAUAUUUAUGCAGGUACAUACUUAGUUUCAUACGAGAUGUCCACGCUUUGUAGAACUUACCUUAUUGAAUUGUAUACAUAUUUAUGGAUGUGUAUACGAACAUGUGCCCAUAAAAAAAGAUUAAUUUAAACCUCCAAAUUCCGAAAUGAUGGCAAGAGGAACUUCUAAUCUAAACCUCGCGUGUAUAAUGAUGAGACAGAUUCCGAGAUUGGCUAUCAAUCUCGAUCAAUGUAUAAGGUGUAAAAUCAAAUAUGUAUGAGUCAUUCAUGCAAGCUCAUCCCAUUUUAAAUAAAAUACUACUCCAUGCGUAUGUACAUAAACACCUAUAGUCGCUUACCAAAAUAGUUUCACAAAAUAAUUUAAAUACUUGAAGAAUUAGAGGAAUAGAUUGUAGGAGUUGAAGCUACUUUAAAUAAAAUAAGUCAAAAGAAAAGAGUUCAUACAAACGCUCAAGGUUUUAUGCAUUUACUGAAAUACAGUAAACUCAUA